UCAGCCCUGACGCGGACGAGCUUGUCGACCUCGUCAAGGCAAUGGCGUGCGAGUUCGACGAGACAUUCAUUAUUAUUGAUGCUAUUAACGAGUGCGGAAACGAUAACCAGGUCUCCAACGUUGUUCAUCUCUUCAAGUCCCUUGUCACUCAGGUGGACACAUCGACUCAUGAUCCGGUGGUGGGUGGCGCCAUCAAUAUCGCCUUAUUCAACCGUGACGAAGAUCUAAUCCGGGGCCAACUACAACACGACUUCACCAGUGUACAAAUCGCAGCGCAUACUGAAGAUCUGCUAGUAUAUACUGCAUCUGAAGUCGACAAACGGAUUCGAAACUAGCUGCUGCGAAUCGAAAAACAAAGUCACAAAGAUGAGAUCAUUGACCACUUGGUCCCCCACGCCGACGGCAUGUUCCGGUGGGUUAGCUGCCAG
Molecule: messenger RNA, 428 nt
Organism: Lasiosphaeria miniovina
Lineage: Eukaryota; Fungi; Ascomycota; Sordariomycetes; Sordariales; Lasiosphaeriaceae
Exons: 2
Coding region: 42-335 (97 amino acids)
Source: RefSeq, a predicted model, not a curated record